GUCGCAUCGGAGGCGCCUCGCCAGCACGAAGCGCUCCGAUUGGUCCUCGCCACCCGAACCAAUCAACGGUGACGGUGUUUGGAGGCGCCGGCGCGAGGAGAGCGGCGCGGCUGCAGCCAUGCUUCGCCGCCAGGCCCGUGAGCGCCGUGAGUACUUGCAGCGCCGGGCGCAGGAGGAGCGUCUGCGGCGGCAGCAGGACAAGAAGGAGCGGCUGCGACAGGCCCUGGAUGAGAACCGACUGCUGCCUACUGAGCUGAGGCGCCAGGCGCUGGCCUUGCAGAAGGAGCUGGAGUUUGAGACGCCAGGGGAAAAUGGUGUGACGGGCAGCCAGGACGAUGAGUACCGGUGGGCAGGGCUGGAGCCGCCCAAAGUGAUGGUGACAACCUCGCGUGACCCCAGCAGCCGCCUCCGUGUCUUUGCCAAGGAGCUGUGCCUGGUGAUCCCAGGGGCUCGGCGGCUGAACAGGGGCCGGGCAGAGGUGGGGGCCCUGGUGAGUGCGUGCCGGGCGGCUGGCGUCACCGACCUGCUGGUACUGCAUGAGACCCGCGGACAGCCUGAUGGGCUGGUUCUGUGCCACCUGCCCCAUGGCCCUACAGCCCACUUCACGCUGAGCGGGGCUGUGCUGAGGCAUGAGGUGGGGGGUCUUGGUGGUGCUCCGCUAGGAGCACCGCACAUCUUGCUGCACCGACUGGACAGCGCGCUGGGACGUCGGCUGGGGACUAUCCUCAAGCACCUGUUCCCUGUCCCCCGGCCCCAGACCCGCCGCGUGGUGACUUUUGCCAAUGAAGAUGACGUCAUUCUUGUCCGGAACCACGUUUACCGGCGGCAGGGGAAGACAGUGGAACUAGAGGAGGUGGGACCCCGCUUCCAGCUACGCCCCUACCUGAUCCGCCUGGGGACCCUGGAGCAAGGGGAUGCUGCUGAUGUGGAAUGGCGUUGGCAUCCCUACACUGCCACUGCCCCCAAGCGCCAUCUGCUGAGUGCCACCUAGUGCUGUUGCCUUCCGUUGCCCUCACCACUGGCAUCCUGCUGGCCCAGAUGACAUUUUCAAUAAUAUAUUUUCUCCCACUUCUUCCACA
Molecule: messenger RNA, 1079 nt
Organism: Centrocercus urophasianus (Greater sage-grouse)
Lineage: Eukaryota; Metazoa; Chordata; Aves; Galliformes; Phasianidae
Gene: IMP4
Product: IMP U3 small nucleolar ribonucleoprotein 4
Exons: 9
Coding region: 119-991 (290 amino acids)
Biological process (GO): rRNA processing
Cellular component (GO): small-subunit processome; nucleolus; Mpp10 complex
Molecular function (GO): rRNA primary transcript binding; snoRNA binding
Source: RefSeq, a predicted model, not a curated record